This is a messenger RNA of Drosophila ananassae, 1630 nucleotides long. It is a transcript of the gene Ist1, whose product is annotated as IST1 homolog. NCBI's taxonomy places the organism in Eukaryota, Metazoa, Arthropoda, Insecta, Diptera, Drosophilidae. The coding region runs from base 123 to 1157 and encodes 344 amino acids. The transcript has 4 exons. The record is from RefSeq and is a predicted model, not a curated record. Gene Ontology annotation, biological process: protein transport.
CGUCGAUUGGUCCGUGACGUCACAAAACAAUUGUUUUUCCCCAACUAAAUGAAUCACCAGACAAAAUUUCAUUGUUUUCAUUAGAGAAUCGGCUGCCCAGCUAGGUUAAUUAACUCGCUAAAAUGUUCUCCAGCGGCCCCAACUACAAUAAACUGAAGACAAAUCUUCGAUUGUCUCUGAAUCGCCUAAAAUUGCUCGAAAAGAAGAAGGCGGAGCUGACGCAGAAGUCCCGGAAAGAAAUCGCAGAUUAUCUGUCUGCGGGAAAAAUCGAAAGAGCAAGAAUCCGAGUGGAACACAUUAUCAGGGAGGACUACUUGGUGGAGGCCAUGGAAAUGGUGGAGAUGUACUGCGACUUGUUGCUGGCCAGAUUCGGGCUCAUCACCCAAAUGAAGGAACUGGACGUAGGCAUAGCGGAGCCCGUGGCCAGUCUGGUGUGGGUCUGUCCUCGACUGCAGAGCGAUAUAGCGGAGCUGAAGAUCAUCUCUGACAUUUUUGUGGCCAAGUACGGACCGCAGUUCGGAGAGAACAAUCGCAACGCUACUGGAGAGCAUCAUGUGUCCGAGAAGCUGAUGCACAAGCUAACGCUGCAGGCGCCACCGAAGCUGCUGGUGGAGAACUACCUUAUUGCCAUUGCCAAGAACUACAACAUCGAGUACGAGCCCGAUCCACAGGUGAUGCAGGAGGAAGAUCCCAAUCUGCCGCACUUGAUCGAUCUGUCGGAUAGGAACAACCUCAGUGGAGGAGGAGGAGGUGGGGCCGCCCCGCCCCAAAUGGGCUUUAUCGGUUAUCCGUCGGUGCCCCCACUGCCCAGCAUGCCGAUACCACCAACCAAUAAGCCCUUCAAUUACCCAUCAUUCGGUGGGGGUGCUGGAGGUGGAGGUGGUGCCGCUUGCGCUGCACCACCACAAGCGCCGCCACCAUUUGCCUACAAUAUUCCGCCCAACCAGCCGCCGAAUCUAAACGUGCUACCGGCGAAAUGUGCCGAGGAAAAGGAUCUGAACACCAACUUUAUCAAUCACGAAUUGAACAUUACGGAUGGCUCCGGCAGCCCGGAUGAGAACAUAUUGGUCAGGAUCCGGGAUAUUAACCCAAUCCAGCAAUCCAAUCUAAAGCACCCGAAACCUCAAUGCCAAUCACUUUUUCUGAUAUUUCGUUAAUCUGACAAAAUUCACUUGUUAAUUUCAAUUUAUUAGUUAAUGCUAAUCAGAAAAAAAUUGGUCCAUAAGAUAAUUUAUAUGUGAAUCAAAUUAAUUUCUCUUUUUCCCCCAAUUUAGAAUGCCAACAAACCGAAACCUCAACCACGAUCCAAGCUACCACCGGGUAAUCCCACUCCGCCCAGUGCUCCGCCAGCGCUUGAUUUCCCAUCGCUGCCCAACGUACCCAACGACUUGCCCGAUUUGCCGGACAUACCGCCCACAGGACCAGCCAAAAAGGACGAUGACGACGAGAUCGACUUCGAUGAGCUAUCGCGGCGCUUUGAGAACCUCAAGAAGCGGAAGUAAAGCUGGGCAGCAGAUUUAUAUUUUGUAAUUUUUCAGUAUAUAUUGUUAUAAUCUCGGUCCUGUUCUAUUUGAAUAAUCCUGUAAUCUGGUAGAAUAAGUAAACAAUUUGUUCAGCCCUUGAAUUUAAA